GCCUGCCCCCCUCCCCUGAAUCCCGCCCGUCCCCCCGGCCGUCGGAGCGGCUCCUCUCUUUGCCAGCUCCUGGAUCCAGCCCCGGGAAGGGACUGGAUGCCCGCAGCCCCCAGCCGGGACCGAGCCACCUCGUCGCCGCCCGGACGGCACCAUGCGGGCAGGGGCGCCCCUUCUCCUCCUGGCUCUCUGGCUAGCCGCGGAUGCUGUGCACGGGGGUGGGAAGAAAUUUUAUCAGGGGCCUUGUGGCGGCCGAGAUUGCACAGGGAACUGCAAAUGCUUUCCAGAGAAAGGUGCCCGGGGUCGACCAGGGCUAAUUGGGAAUCAAGGGCAGAUGGGUGCUCCAGGAUUUACUGGCCCAGAGGGCUUGAGAGGCCCAAAAGGAGAGAGAGGGACAUCCGGGGCUCCGGGUGCAUCUGGACCAAAAGGCGAUAAGGGCCCGAUGGGAGUUCCUGGAUUUCAGGGAAUAUACGGAGUUCCUGGACACCCUGGCCAGCCAGGGUCCAGAGGCCUACCUGGCCUGGAUGGCUGUAAUGGCACCAUUGGGACUCCUGGUGUCCCAGGAACAGACGGGUUUCUUGGCCUGCAGGGCCCCCCGGGUCGUCCUGGCCCAAAGGGGCCAAGAGGGGAUCCUUCUUUUGUCCAAGGAGCUUUUAAAGGAAUCAAGGGAGAAAAUGGCAUUCCUGGAUUGGAUGGUGCAGUGGGUCCAAGUGGUUUCCCAGGUCCACCCGGAGCUCCUGGCCGUGUUGGGCAGCCCGGUGGUCAGGGGCUGCCAGGUCCACCUGGCCCUCCAGGUCUUAAAGGUAACAUGGGCCUCGUUUUCCAGGGAGAAAACGGAGAAAAAGGAGACGUCGGACUUCCUGGACCAGCAGGCCCUCCACUUUCUACUGGGACCCAGGAAUUCACAGGAUUCCAGAAAGGGCAGCAAGGAGCUAAGGGCAUCCCGGGACCCAAAGGAUUCCCUGGAUUGAACGGUUUUCCUGGUCUUCCGGGCACCUUUUUUUAUGGGGAAAAAGGAGAAAAGGGUAUACCGGGCCUGCCAGGGCCUAGAGGAGAUAUGGGGCUGAAGGGAUUUGAUGGUGGCCCAGGCAGAAAGGGCCUAGCAGGUGACCUGGGAUUUCCCGGGCUGGAUGGAUCACGUGGAGGAAAGGGCGAAUUGGGUGACCUCGGUCUGCCAGGCCCUACCAUUAUUAUUGAUACCAAAGGAGCUGUGAUUUCAGGUCUUCCUGGAGACGCCGGGACGCCAGGAACCCCUGGCCCUCGAGGUGAUGAGGGAAUCACUGGUUUGCCGGGGCUUCCUGGUCCAGCAGGAUUUCCAGCCACAACUCCAGGUUCCCCAGGGUUGAUGGGAUUCCCGGGUGUUCCAGGUCCCAAGGGUGAUAUCGGAGACCCGGGUAGGUUGACCUUUGGGUCACCUGGUCCACCUGGCAACGAUGGAGCUCCAGGUUUCCCAGGUGCCCCAGGACUUCCUGGCCCUUCAGAUUCCGUUGAUACGGUAGAAGCGUUGCUUGAUGGGGAACCCGGAGAGACUGGAGUCCCUGGACCGAGAGGGCCACCGGGGACAUUGGGUUUAAAAGGACACAAAGGUGAAGCUGGUGCUUGUGCUUGUGAUGGAGGAGCCACAGUUGGCUUCAGAGGAGAGCCUGGCACACCUGGUCAGCCUGGGAGACCAGGGGGACUUGGCCCAAAAGGACCUAUGGGAGAUCCAGGUGACAGGGGCUCCCAAGGACAGCCUGGACUACCGGCCUUGUUUGGUCAACCUGGCCUUCCAGGCCCCAAGGGAGAAAAAGGAGAGUCUUCUUUUGCCCCGGGAAGAGGCACCCGAGGAGAUGUAGGGGACAUAGGGCCCAUCGGUCCUUCAGGUGUCCCAGGAAUUCCUGGCAGGGAUGGCCUCUCAGGUUUGCCAGGCCAACCCGGCCUGCCGGGUGAUGGUGGAUUAGGUUAUCCAGGUGAGAAAGGCCUGCCAGGUUUACCUGGUCCCAAGGGUCGGCGUGGCGAGACUGGUCUUCUUGGCAUUGGAUUUCCUGGCCCAAAUGGAAUACAAGGACCUCUAGGCAACCCAGGGACAGAUGGAUUUCCAGGCCAACCGGGUCUUCCAGGCCCUCCAGGUGAAUGCUGCUGCGGUGAGGAGUUUGUUAAUGGAGUCUUAGACACUGAGGGAGGUAUCACUUUGCCCUGUGUCAUUCCUGGAGAAUUUGGUACACCUGGAUUUCCAGGACCCUCAGGAUUUCCAGGUUCCAAGGGAAGUAAAGGUGUUCCGGGAAUUCCGGGACAGCCUGGGUUAAACGGCUUCAAGGGGCAGCCAGGCACACCUGGAUUAAUUGGGCUCCCAGGAGUACCAGGCUUUCCUGGCAUCCGUGGAGAUCCAGGCCAACAAGGACCUCCAGGAUUUGAUGGGACAGAUGCGUUACCUGGAAAGCCAGGUCUCCCUGGGUUGCCUGGUGCAAAGGGACCGCCCGGUGAAGUGUUUGGGGCUGAAAGUGGAGUUCAAGGGGAACCUGGGCGACCCGGAUUCCCAGGAGAUAAAGGUGUGCCUGGGGACUCUGGGUUCCCAGGACGGAAAGGUUUGGAUGGGAAGCCAGGCCUGCUGGGCAUAAAAGGAGGACGUGGCGAACCAGGGCUUCCGGGCAUUGAUGGACUGCAGGGACCCCCGGGGCCCGGAGGCCCAUUUGGCACCAAAGGAAAACCAGGCCCAGUGGGAGCAGUGGGCUUCCCAGGAUCACGAGGGCUCCCUGGGGCUAAAGGUCCAAGUGGAGACAGAGGCUCACCAGGCCCUGCUGGCAUGAAGGGGUUCCCAGGUCUGAACGGCCUUCCAGGACGUCCCGGAGAAGGAGGGUUGCAGGGCCCACCCGGCCUUUUGGGGCCCAAUGGAAAACCUGGCUUUCCUGGAUCCAAAGGUGAAAAGGGCUCAUCGGGCAUGAUGGGCUUCCCCGGCAUGCCAGGCCUUUCCGGAAUCCCCGGGGUGAGUGGGCUGAAAGGAAGCUCUGGCACACCAGGACGAGAUGGCAGUUCUGGAUUUCCUGGCCUUCUUGGCCUCAAAGGAGACAGGGGAACCCCUGGCCUGCCUGGCCCACCCAUUGCCCGGCCUCCAGAGCUGGGCCUCAUGCUCAAAGGGAGCAAAGGAGAGCCGGGCUCCAUUGGACUUGGAGGAUUUCCGGGACCAAGAGGAAACAAGGGCUUCCCUGGGCCUCCUGGGCCGCCUGGCCUCCUGGGCAUAGCCGGCGCUCCAAGCAGGAAGAAAGGGCUGAGUGGAGACAGAGGAUUCCCAGGGACACUGGGGCGACCUGGCUUUCUGGGACAGAAAGGAGUGGCUGGCAUCAGCGGGUUUCCAGGAAUGCCGGGAGGGCGUGGUGCUGAAGGUCUGCCGGGGUCACCUGGAUUCCCAGGGACGAUGGGGUUCCGUGGUCCAAAGGGUGACAGCGGGGACUCAACUGGGAUCCCAGGCGGCGUGGGAGCAAAAGGGCUACGAGGAGAUCCUGGACUUCCAGGUGGGAGAGGCAUCGAGGGACCGAAGGGGGAGCCCGGCUUUUCAGGAGCUCCUGGGCUGAAAGGCCAGAAAGGUCUGCCGGGCAACCUUGGUCAACAGGGGCCACGAGGCUUCCCUGCUGCUGUUAUUUCAAGGGGAAACCCAGGUCUUCCGGGUAGUCCUGGACAGCCCGGCUCUCUCGGAUUCCGGGGGGUUCCUGGCACGCCAGGGCUCAAAGGCUUCCCUGGCUUGCCAGGGUUGAAUGGCCUAAAUGGCUUGCCAGGCACCAAAGGAUCAUCUGGAACACCAGGUCUGAGCGAAAGUGGACUUCCAGGCCAAGCGGGGCCCCCAGGGGCCAAAGGUGAUCCGGGCAUCCCAGGUUUUCAACUUGGAGCCGCCGGGUUCCCUGGGCAGAAAGGAGCUGCAGGAGACAUGGGACUUCCUGGGAACUUAGGAUUCCCUGGCCGGCAAGGGCCUCCCGGAAUAUCUCUUCCGUCUAAAAUUCCUGGGAGACCUGGUGAUUCCGGAUGGCCUGGAGGGGACGGUAGACCAGGUCUCCAAGGUCCCCCUGGGCCAAGGGGGUCGCCAGGCCCAGCCUCCAACCAAGGCGACACAGGCGUCUCCGGCACCCCGGGCACUCCGGGUUUCCCAGGCCUCAAAGGUGACACGGGGGUCCCUGGCCUAAGCGGAUUCCCUGGAGCAUCAGGAUUCAAAGGGCUGAGAGGUGACCCAGGUUUCAUGGGAACGCCUGGAAAAGACGGGCUUCCAGGCGAUCUGGGCUCUCCUGGCCCCAAAGGUGAAACAGGACGCCGAGGUUUCCCUGGUCUACAAGGGGCUCCGGGAGAGACCCAGAUAGCUCAAGAAAUCAAGGUUCCUCCAGGCGUAGUUGGCCUGCCUGGCAUUGAUGGCUUCCCUGGUUUUAGUGGAGAUCCCGGGGUCCAGGGUCCACCUGGACAGCAAGGUCCCAAAGGGCAGCCAGGAAGACCUGGUCAGAUGGGUGCCGUUGGUUUGCCUGGGUCACCUGGUCUGGUAGGAGAUCCAGGAACGCCAGGUAGUCCGGGUCCACAGGGAUUUGAAGGUUCCCCCGGGAGGCCAGGGCCUUUUGGCUUGCCAGGGAUGCCCGGCCGCAGCAUCGGCGUGGGCUACACCUUGGUGAAGCACAGCCAGUCCGAGCAGAUCCCGCCUUGCCCCGUCGGAAUGAGCAAGCUGUGGGAAGGCUACAGUUUGCUGUACGUGGAGGGCCAGGAGAAGGCACACAACCAGGAUCUCGGAUUUGCUGGCUCCUGCCUGCCUCGCUUCAGCACCAUGCCUUUUAUUUAUUGCAACAUCAAUGAGGUGUGCUACUACGCCAGCCGCAACGACAAGUCCUACUGGCUCUCCACCACCGCUCCAAUCCCCAUGAUGCCUGUUGGCAGCUUCCAGAUCUCACAGUACAUCAGCCGCUGCUCUGUCUGCGAAGCUCCAUCCCAAGCUGUAGCUGUCCACAGUCAAGACAUCACAAUCCCGCAGUGCCCGGAAGGCUGGCGCAGCCUCUGGAUUGGAUAUUCCUUCCUCAUGCACACUGCAGCCGGAGCCGAAGGCGGCGGCCAAUCCCUGGUCUCCCCUGGAUCUUGCCUGGAGGAUUUCCGUGCCACCCCCUUCAUCGAAUGCAACGGGGCCCGGGGGACCUGCCACUACUUUGCCAACAAGUACAGCUUUUGGCUGACCACAGUGGAGCAGAGCCAGCAGUUUGUCGAGGCUCCCGUCUCGGAAACACUGAAAGCGGGACAGCUCCGGACACGGGUGGGCCGGUGCCAAGUUUGCAUGAAGAACUUGUAGCAAGCACCCGAAGCAGUUGACAGCAGCAGCCAAGGGACUUGAGUUCAAAGGCCAAGACAUGCACCCUCUUUUCCAGCCCAAGCACUGAGCGCCACUCAAUUCCCCCCAGCUGCAGAAGGACAGAUGGACACCCAAAGCCCCUCUGUUCACGGUGCUAUCUUUCUCUCUUCUCCUUGUUUUUUAUCUUCACGGCUACCUCAGAAGUCUCUCUCUCUACCCUCCUGGUUGCCACAUCAGAUUGGUCUGUCGUCUUGCCAACAACAUCCCACACAGAUUUGCAUAGGAGACGUUGACUUCUGGAUAAAGUUCUAUUUUCAGUGCCUUGGCCAUUCAGCACGGCUCCUUCUGCUACGGAUUUAGACUUGCAAAUAAUUUCUGACACCUUUCUAGGCCAUACAGAAAUAUGUUUCUUAGCCUUCCUGCAUGGCCCUGCCUAUUCUGGUCACUUUUAGCCAGUUGUAUUGGGCCUAUUUUAAUUAUUUCUUUUAGGUCAGAAGGAAUCAACUUUCUAGAACUUCCAUGCUUGAUCUCCAGGAGGAAGUUCUUUCUCCAUGCCACAGACAACCAGGCAAGUAGCUGUUUACAGACGCGGUUAAGAGUUUGUGCCAGAUGUUCACACAGCAUAGCACACUAGAAGUACUAUGCACAUCUGUUCUGCAGAUAUGGAAUAAAUGGGAUUAUGCAGGAGUUAGCCACGCUCCGCUGCCAUUGUUUGAUGAGCAAAGGUACUGUGCAAUGAGAACAUGUACCUGUUUCAGACACUAUGGGGGGGAACUGUCGACAAUCAUAAUCCACAAGCCCAGGGCUGGCCCAAGAAUAAAGGCCUCUGUGAAGCUCUAGAAAUACUAGCAAGACAGGUGGAAGCUCCUAACACAGAUGGUACAUCGAAAGCUUUUUGCUUCAGGGCUCAAAAUUCAGUGCAGCUCAGUACCAUGUGCGAUAGGUAUACAAGCUUGAGAGCAGUCACUGGACAGUAAAGACAAGGCAGCCUCAAGUCCUGAAAGGAAAUCACUUUCCUCAAAGGAGCAAGAACAAAUCAUUGCACCUGAAAUCCCAAGCGUAAAUGGGGAAUAAUUGCCACCAUCUGCAAGACAGACUCAUAAACAUUGAACAUGGAGGGACUUCAUUGUUAGGACACAAUUGCACAUUUGCCUGCAUGGGUUCUUCACCCAGAACCUUUUGCAUAGAGUGACAACAGAUACAUCUUUCCCCUGGUACUGUGUAACAUUUAUAUGUAUGUUGUUCAGAACACGCAUUCAGCAUCGGCUUGAUAUUCCAUGUGAUGUAUCCAGGUAAGGAAACUGAACCAAAGAUGCAUCUUUCCCUACCUGCAUUGCUUUUCUGAGUUCUCUGCCAUGGAUUUAGCAAGGAUAGGACAGUCCCAACCUGUGUUCCCUAUCUAUAAAAUUGGUAUCUCCCCGCCCCCGGCACAUGUGCCACAUUUGAAUGUUUGCUGGCAUCAUCCAGAAUGUAGAGUGGUGGGAAUAUAGCUCAAAAUGGCGUCUGGAGACGGGUAAGCAUAUUGGGCAAUUGGGUAACUUUCCUCAAGGCCAUCAUGCCAAAGAUAAAGUCAGUAAAAAGCCAUUUGCAAAUUCAAAGUGCUUCAGCAGUUGUACAGUUUCAAAUUUCUGCUGAGGAGUGUAGGGAAGAGUGGAGGUGUGGGGGGCUAGGCUGCGUUGAGGUUCUAGCGUGCUCUAGAACAUGAGGACAUGUUCCAUGUCCUGUUCCAUGUGAACCAGGAUGCUAGACUAGAUGGGCCUUGGGCCUGAUCCAGCCGGGCUGUUCUGACCUGCUCAAGAACACAAACCCAAGGCCCCUCUAGUCCAGCAUCCUGGUUCACACAGAUGCCUCCGGUUCUUCUUACCCUAACCGGCCAUAUGUGAAUUUCAUCAGUAAGACCUUAAGCUUGAAUUUGAAGAGCCCAUCUGUAAGUAGAACCCUGACUGUGGCCUUGGACUUGGCAUCGUCUGGGGGUAGCAGAGAGGUAAUACAGCAGGCAAACUGCAGAAGCCGCCUCCAGCAGUUUGAGGGGGCCCCACGAUCUCUUGGGGUGCUUCUGGAAUGUUUCUUAGAUGCUUGGUCAUAUGAUGCAUACAUGUGUCUUGAGCUGGAGGCUGAGACACGACUCCUUUUCUUAUCAGCUUGUUUGGAUUUCUGCCCGUGCAUUCCUGUAGGCUGCCUUAGCUUGCUUUUCAAAGUUCGGUCAUUUAUUUACAUAUUGUCCUUGGGACAAUCUCAGCCUCCGUGUUCCUUAUUAGGGAAACUGGCAGUUCUUACUAGAGUAAGUAAAGCAUCUUCUGAAUGCUUAACAUACUACAGGUGUGUUAUAUGUGGGAGCUGAGGUGUAAUCUGGCACUGCCCUCAGCUGCUUGAGUUAUCAGUUUUGCAGUCACUUUUGUUCUUGUUUUGCUUACAUCCAUGAUCCAGGUUGGCCAGUGGUAGGCUGGGAUCAUGUGUGGAUUAUAUUGAUGGGAAACUGCCACUGGUCCAUCUGACUGGGCACUGACUGGCAGCAGCUCUCUAGGAUUUCAGGCAGGAGUCUCUCACUGUCCUACUUGGAGAUGCUGCCAGGGAUUGAACCUGAGAAUAUAUGCAUGAAUGCUUAGGGGGAGCCCCGUCCCCAAAGGACAAUAUCUUAUAGUGCUCACAUCCAAAUGAAUAUCAAGGGAGGAGGAGAGCUGGUCUUGUGGUAGCAAGCAUGAAUGGUCUCCUUUGCUGAGCAGGGUCCACCCUGGGUUGCCUUUGAAUAGGAGAUGACAUGUGAGAGCACUGUAAGAGAUUCCCCUCAAGGGAUGGGGCUGCUCUGGAACAUAGGGAGCUGCCAUAUACUGAGUCAGACCAUUGGUCCACCUAGCGCAGUACUAUCUACACAGACUGGCAGCAGGAAUCUCUCUUAGCCCUAUCUUGGAGAUGCCAGAGAGGGAACUUGAAACCUUCUGCUCUUCCCAGAGUGGCUCCAUCCCCUAAGGGGAAUAUCUUACAGUGCUCACACAUCAAGUCUCCCAUUCAUAUGCAACCAGGGCAGACCCUGCUUAGCUAAGGGAACGAGUUAUGCUUGCUACCACAAGACCAGCUCUCCUCUCAUGCUCUGGGGAGAGCAUUCAUGCUUGCUCCCACACCACCAGCUCUCCUCCCCAUGGCAGAGGACUUCAGCAUUUGUGAUAGCUGUGUGCCUUAGACGAGCAGUGUUUUCUGGCCUUAAGCCACCGGGUUCUUUUCAGGUGGUUUCACAGUAUGGUCCAGGCCUGUGUGAAGCCUUGAAAAUACCUGCCAAGCAGCUGGAAGCUCCAAAGGCAGACACAUAAUAUAGAGGAAGUUUAGCUUUACCAAAUGAAAAGUGAUACACUGGUCUCAAAAUACAGUUCAGCUCAGUGCCAUCUGCAACAGAUGUACAAGCUUGAGCAAGCCUAUUAGUUUAGGUGGACUCUGCUUCUGAUGUGUUAUAGAAGCCCUAACAUAAAACCUUUUUAUUUUCUGUUGUUCUGUAGAGCUUAAAUACAUCUUUUAGAAGUUUCAUAACUUCCGACUCCUCUUCAGUUGCUUAAUGAAAUGCACUGCAUUGUACCUAAUGAGAAGCUAUAUAUAUUAAUUAUCUGCUUGUGCUCAAAGAAUGCAACAGUAGCUGCCAUUCACAUGUUAAUAUUUUGCCAUUGUUUUUCAGAGGUAGCCUUAAAAUUGCUGGUGCUUAAGUAAUUAAUAUAAUACUAAAUCAUUUAGUUUCAUUCUAGGGUAAGAUUGAGUGGAUGAUGACUGAAUCUCUUUUACUACUAAAAACUACACUUUUUUUUUUUUUUACUUCGGCCAUUCAAAAAACAGCGACUGUUUUUGUAAUGCACUGUUAAGCCCCUUUGGGGCACCGACUGUAUUUUCCAUUGUUGUUUUCUCUAAAAAGCCAUAAAAUACAAAUACGCCAGUUUUGUGACUUAUGUUCCCUCAUGCAGCAAGGUUGCCAAAGCCUCAUAUUGUGUUGGUAUACAGAGAAAUUAGGAGUGAGUUUGAAAAUACAAAGCUGGUUUUGGUGUAGGAUGUGCUCCCCAGAUCCUAAAAACCUCACGGAAGUAAGUAAACCCCACUGAAUUCAGUAAGACUUCUGUCCAGGAUGGCUUAAGAUUGGAAGAGAGCCCUACUUACUCCACAGGGAAGGCACUGCCCCACAUGUAUUCACACAGAUAUGCAGGAUUUUUUAAGAGAACCUUGGAGCACAAGUCCAGGAAGAUGCUCACUGUACCAAGGGCACCAUAGUUGCCUCCUAAUAACCCCGUGGCUGUGGAAUGGAUUGGCAAUGUUCAGGUAACCAGAAGGAGCUGCUGACCUAAAUGGUGAAGUGGUGAGUGCUACUGACCAUGGCGCCAAGGAGAGAUGAAUUUGCUUUGUGCUACAGAAGCAGCUUUUAAUCUACUGAAAAAGGUCCAAUGGACAAAGUAACCACUUUACUACCCUGUUUCCCCGAAAGUAAGACCUAGCAGUAAUUUCUGAUGUACCGCUAAUUGCCCUAGUGCAUUUUUGGGGGCUAAAAUUAAUAUAAGACACUGUCUUAUUUUCGGGGAAACACGGUAGGCUGCAUGGCUAUCAAUGCAAUAGCAAAAGAUGGCCAGGAGUCAUACAGUGAAGGCAGUAACUCUCAGACAGGCUGCUACCUUUGAGUGUUGGGCAGUUCUGCCAACUCACAAAAUCUACCACACAGCCCAUUAAAUGUUUAAGAAAUUUAUUAGAUGCACACGUAAAGUGCUCUUACAGGGGAAAAAACUAACUGUUUAUAUUUUAAAAUAAAUAAGAUACAAUGAAAAAAAUUCUGCUUGAAAGUAACAGUUUUAAUAAUGAUUUGAACUUAAGGUCAAGGUGAAAUAUGCCAUAAUGAGCAUUAUGGAGAAGGAGAGCAAGUACAGCCCCUCCCGCACCCCCCCCCCCUUUUCGGGGCCAGGGGAGAGAGAAAGAGGCUACUCAGGGGAUUGGAGGUCUGCCCCCAAAUCCCCUGCUCAUGUAUGUAUCUCCUAGAAACAGGAGGACAACGACAACAUUGCAUCUAUUAGACAGUUCCUUUUAUAGAAACAAUUUUGGGUUUGUUUGUUUUUUCAGAAGUGUGGUUGCAGAAACGAUAAAAUACUUAACAAAAACAAUUGUUUGCUUUCCUGAUUCAGUUGAUCUUUUAAAACAAGACAAUGAUACUUAAUUCCUACAAUACUGUUCACGUGAAGGAACAAGAGGUAAACGCACUCUUACCUCAAAAUCAUGCUUCCAGCGUGAGCAGAACUAUUGCAUUAUACUAUGUGGAGCAAUAAAAGCCAUCCAGGGUUUUGACACCAUCAAGGCAA
Hemicordylus capensis (graceful crag lizard) is the source of this 10593-nucleotide messenger RNA. RefSeq names its product collagen type IV alpha 6 chain (gene COL4A6). The transcript has 46 exons. Bases 152 to 5281 code for a protein of 1709 amino acids. Gene Ontology annotation, cellular component: collagen trimer; basement membrane. Gene Ontology annotation, molecular function: extracellular matrix structural constituent. The record is from RefSeq and is a predicted model, not a curated record. Lineage: Eukaryota; Metazoa; Chordata; Lepidosauria; Squamata; Cordylidae.